AUGGAUGGCGACCAACAAAAGCAGCAUGAGCGGUUUAUAAGAAGAUCGAGCAAUGCUCCGGGUCGUUUAACCGAGUUCGAGUCCAUGCAUCCACGUGGAGGUGAAAGUGGAGGAGAUCAGGGCAUAUCAGAGGCUCCAGACCGGAGUCCACAAAUUUCAUAUGACUAUGCAUCGUACACAGACAACCCAUUCCAGGGAGAUCCGUACUCGGCACGGUUGCGACGACAGAUGGAGGCGCAGCCAGCUCAACAUCGCUCUCAGCGCAUGCAGCAUCAGCCACAGCAUCACCAGCAACAACAACAGGAUACACAGUCGUUUGUGCAGUACGAAUCUGGCAUGCUGUACGGCUUUGGUCAACAGGGUCCUGUACAAGGACCCUUUGACGUUGUUUCACAGUACUCGACGCGGCAGUCUGCAGCGAUUGAAGCCCUAUCGAAUCAAUUUGCCGUUCCACAGUAUUUCGCUCCGGAGGAACCAUCGGGGACGGGGGUCCCAGGACUGUCGAGUUAUAUGAAUCCUCAGAUACCAUAUAAUCAACCAAGUCCCAUUGCACGCCCAAGCACCACGCAAUCCUUUUCCACGACCAUGCCCGAUUUUAUUUCUAUGGGAGUCGGGUCCUCUCGAUUGGAUCCUUCGCCUUUACAGCAUCCUGAUCCAUCACAUCAGACUGCUACUGCUUCUUCCAGUAUCGAGCACUCUUACUUUCAGUAUCAGCGACGACUACGCACCACCUUUGACCGAACGCGAGCUGGGCGAUUGAUAGAAGCGAAUACAUCGUUGUUGGAAAUUUCCGACUGGCUUGUGACAAACGCACGGGAUCUUGGGAUUCUGCGCGACGACCAUCUCGUCUAUCCUGACCGCUUACGGUUUUGGAACGAGUUUAAUCUUUGCUGGUUAGCUCUGUGUCAGAAACAGAAGGAGUUGUCCCAAGAUUAUAUCACCACAGGCCAGUUACCCGCACAGACCAAUCUGAUUUCCAGAGAUCGACUGGAACAGUCUGGGAAAGAGUUGAUUCAGAUUUGCGAUCAACUGGAGCAACAUGGUCUAGUGGAUUAUCAGAUGGGGAUCUGGGAAGAAGAGAUUCUCUGUGUCCUGGGACAAUGCAUCGACCUGAUGGAGAAAAAACCCGAACUCCGCCACAUGGUACAAUCCAUCCCUACAUGUACAAGCAGUACCUGA
Penicillium taxi is the source of this 1179-nucleotide messenger RNA. RefSeq lists its product as uncharacterized. Lineage: Eukaryota; Fungi; Ascomycota; Eurotiomycetes; Eurotiales; Aspergillaceae. Bases 1 to 1179 code for a protein of 392 amino acids. The transcript has 3 exons. The record is from RefSeq and is a predicted model, not a curated record.